AUAUGAUUGUGCGACAGUGGUUCAGUCCGAGGAUUUUUAGCUGGAUAAGCUAUAUCGGGAAUCACCUGUGGUUGCAGUCAGAAUUGUAGCAUUAGAUAACUUACUCUAUUACUCCAUGGCUUUGUUUUUCUGACUGGCAGAGAAAAAGGAUGGGCAGAUUGGCAGAGAAAAAAGGUCGUGGUCAGGUUCUAGAGUCAUAGGUAAAGUUUGAACAUCAACCACCAUUCAAUGAUUAGCAGACGAGCCCACUUUUUAGGGGAAGUUUUUAAUAUUCAGUUGAUUCAAUGUUGUAUUCUUUGUCAAUUUAUAUAUUUUCAAGUGCUACAUUCAAUGAUAAUUCAGUUUUGUCAUCAGUUCAUCAGUUGUCCCAGUGGUCAGACACAGAUGAUGUAUAUGGGAUCAGCGAGCUGUAAUUAUUUAACCUUCAAAUUUUCGUCCCAUCUCUCCCUAUUAUUUCAUUAUUUUCGAUGUGCUGUAACAUUUUCAUGGACAUAAACAAGAAUUAAGCUUUGGUUUCGGUGUAUAUGACAGCUUGUGCACUACGUAGCCCUUUUGCACUGUUUCGGUUGGUUUGGCACUGGAAGACCUUCAGAAAUAUUUCAA
Ilex paraguariensis (yerba mate) is the source of this 603-nucleotide messenger RNA. The record is from the annotation of a GenBank genome assembly. NCBI's taxonomy places the organism in Eukaryota, Viridiplantae, Streptophyta, Magnoliopsida, Aquifoliales, Aquifoliaceae.